This is a messenger RNA of Xiphophorus hellerii (green swordtail), 1859 nucleotides long. It is a transcript of the gene ppm1ka, whose product is annotated as protein phosphatase, Mg2+/Mn2+ dependent 1Ka. Lineage: Eukaryota; Metazoa; Chordata; Actinopteri; Cyprinodontiformes; Poeciliidae. Gene Ontology annotation, biological process: protein dephosphorylation. The transcript is spliced from 9 exons. Gene Ontology annotation, molecular function: protein serine/threonine phosphatase activity; cation binding. Bases 147 to 1274 code for a protein of 375 amino acids. The record is from RefSeq and is a predicted model, not a curated record.
GGAUCCGUUUAAAACACACAGCUUGAGCUGAAGAGUCACAGCGCGAGCGCCACUCUGGGCCGCUGGACACCUGUUGCCAAGGAAACUGAAACGGGCGGGAAAAUUACCAGUUAAUGACCUGAAAAAGCUGCUAAGGACAGUCAGUCAUGUCGUCUCCUGUGCUGCUGAACCUGCUGCGCUGCAGCCGCUUCUCCAUGUGCAGACAAGCCCUCUUCGCUCUGGAAGCCUCCACACAGUCUGGGCAGGCUGGUGGACCAUUGUUGGGGCUGGUGGGUGUUCGGCGGGCCAGCGGGUCGAUCAGGUUCGACAGUGAUUGCAGUGGCCAGCCAGUGACCUGGGACUCGUUUGGUAUUUGGGAUAACCGGAUAGAAGAACCAAUAUUACUGCCUUCCAGUAUCCGCUAUGGAAAACCUAUUCCACAGAUCAGCCUGUCUCGGGUCGGCAGUGCGUCGGUUUUGGGUCUCCGGAAGCAGAAUGAGGACCGACUCCGUAUCGCCCGUAUCCAUGACAACCUGUUGUACUUCGCCGUGUUUGAUGGUCAUGGCGGCCCACACGCUGCCGACUACUGCUGCACCUUCAUGGAGAAAUUCAUAAGAGACGCUUUGGAAGAGGAAGAUGAUCUGCAGAAAGUUUUAAAGAAAGCUUUCUUAGAAGCCGAUAAUGCUUUACACACACACCUGAGCUACUUCAACAACGACUCAGUUCUGAGGUCAGGUACAACAGCAACAGUUGCUCUGCUACAUGACGGCAUUGAGCUGGUGGUUGCCAGCGUUGGUGACAGUCGGGCGUUGCUGUGCAGGAAGGGACAUGCCAAGAAGCUCACCAAAGACCAUACACCAGACCGCAAAGACGAGAGGAAACGGAUCCAGAAGUUUGGUGGUUUCCUGUCGUGGAACAGCGUCGGCCAGGCAAACGUUAACGGGCGGCUCGCCAUGACGCGCAGCAUCGGAGACUUCCACCUGAAAUCCAGCGGCGUCAUCGCAGAGCCAGAAACACAUCGUCUCUCCGUCCAACAUGCCAAUGACUCCUUCCUGGCUUUGACAACAGACGGCAUCAACUUCCUGUUGAGUGACCAGGAGAUCUGUGAUGUCAUCAAUCAGUGCCAAGACCCGACUGAAGCAGCAGAGAUCAUCUCUCAGCAGGCGCUGCAGUACGGCUCAGAGGACAACGCCACCAUCGUCAUCAUCCCAUUUGGAGCCUGGGGGAAACAUAAAAGCUCCACCAAAACCUACAGCAUGAGCAGGAACUUCGCUUCGAGCGGCCGAUGGGCGUAGACGAAAACAUACAUGAAACACGACAGAACUCAGCCGAUGAUCUUAAUUUGACUUUAAGUAACUCGGAGGUCCUUAAAUUAUUUAUAACAUGAAGCAUCCAAAGAAACCCACCAGCUGCAUCGUCAUGCUUGUUCCCAGCUGAGCAGUCGACACUGUAAAUAGUGUAAAAUAAUGAAGGUUGUACAUAUAAAGAAACUUACUGCAGUGGUUGUUGUCUUUGUCAGCUUUGUAUCAGUGUUUUGCAUUUUAGUACAUUUCCUCUUUCAAUAAUUGCUGUCAUUCUGUAAAUGUUUAAUGAAACUCCAAAAUAUCAGCAUUUUAUCAAAUAAGAAGCUCAGUUUUAAAUCCAUCAAAAAGAGGAAAAACAUUUGAACUCCAGGAAAAACCAUUGGAGAAAGUGAUCUGUUUCGUUACCAACAAACCUUUUAAAUUCUGAAAUAUUUACCAACGUCAGAAGUUUGACUUGAUAUAUCGAUGCUCACCUUUACUCCAUUGGUCCUUUAGAGUAAUAAAGUUAAACUAGUUAAACAUAAAUUUCACUGUUUGUUUUCCUAAGUUGCAUUAAACCAAGUCUGUGUUUAAUCA